Messenger RNA from Ilex paraguariensis (yerba mate), 1232 nucleotides. NCBI's taxonomy places the organism in Eukaryota, Viridiplantae, Streptophyta, Magnoliopsida, Aquifoliales, Aquifoliaceae. The record is from the annotation of a GenBank genome assembly.
GAAAAUAAAAGGUGGGCGGGAAGAACCAGCCAUCCACCGAUUUUUCCAUUCCGUUCACUUUUUCUAAUAUACCAAACAAGGGAAACUCUUUCUAUCAUCUCCAUUUUUCAUCCUAUUUUUUCAUCCAUCGUACCAAACAAGGGAAAGACUACUGCGACGACACAGUAACAACUCUCUCUCUCCCCUACGUAGGGCCUACGCACACGGCACACCACUCUCUGGUUCGACGUAUUGCGUAGCAUUGUGUUUGUUGCGAUCACUGCCAGAAAAUGGAAAGUAAUACCGGCUCCGGCAAUCGACCGAAGAUCAUGGUGACGAAUGACGAUGGAAUCGAUGCACCAGGUUUGCGAGCUCUGGUUGCCGUCCUCGUAUCCACCAAUAAGUACCAAGUGGUCGUCUGCGCCCCUGAUUCGGAAAAGUCAGCUGUCAGUCACGGUAUUACUUGGCGUAAUCCUCUUUCCGUCAAGCGAGUAGAAAUCAGUGGAGCAACAGCCUUUGCAAUUUCUGGAACUCCAGCAGACUGCACUUCUCUGGGUACCUCCAAAGCACUUUUCCCUUUGGUUCCUGAUCUGCUGGAAGAGCCCGUUCCAAAUGUCAUGUUUCCCUGCACGUAUCAAAGCAAUGCUACGAUGUUCCUCGUUAAAUCAAAUGUCAUUUACUCAGGGACAGUAGCAGGUGCUCGAGAGGCAUUUUUCAAUGGUGUACCUGCUGUCUCAAUGUCAUAUGAUUGGAUUGGAGGUAGGAGCAAUAUUAAUGACUUCACACUGGCUGCUGAGGCCUGCUUGCCUAUCAUAAGUGCAAUAUUGGCUGAGAUCAAGAACAAAAGUUAUCCUCUGGGUUGUUUUCUGAAUAUAGAUCUGCCAACGAAUGUACCGAAUCACAAGGGAUAUAAGUUGACUAGACAGGGCAAGAGUAUUGUCAGAAUGGGGUGGACGCAAGUUACUUCUGGUGCACAAGGAGGAAAAAUGUUGUCAACAAUGACGAUGGAGAUGAAUUCAUCGGCAUGUACAGAUUCAGAUGCUUUAAGUAUACCACAAGAACAUCUUUUAUUCAAGAGAGAAGUAAGGGGUGGCCAAGUUGAAGAUGGUGAUACAGACUACUCUUCCCUUCGAGAAGGAUAUAUAACUGUUACGCCACUUGGGGCCUUAUCUCCUGCAGAGAUUGACUGCCAAGCAUACUUUAAAGAAUGGCUACCUGGCGUGGCUGAACGCCCUUCUUCCUCUGCCUUGUGA